Messenger RNA from Naegleria gruberi, 1764 nucleotides. RefSeq lists its product as uncharacterized. The record is from RefSeq and is a predicted model, not a curated record. The transcript has 4 exons. Lineage: Eukaryota; Heterolobosea; Eutetramitea; Acrasida; Naegleriidae. The coding region runs from base 1 to 1764 and encodes 587 amino acids.
AUGCCAAAACGCAAGAAACAAACUAAACGCAAAGAAACUUCUUCUCAACCCUCCUCCUCCUCCACACCUGCCACUAAAAAAGUAAAAACUGAGAAAUUAAAAGCUCAACCACAAGCUCCUUCCGAUAAUCCCAUCAGUGAAGAACCAAUCGUUGUUCAUGACGAUGAUCCUGAAUUAUCCAUCACAAAUCAUGAAAAUAUUUCCACUGCCGAUGCCAAAUAUGAGCUCAUUAGAACUCCUUUAAGCAAUGGAGAUGAAACCUCUGAUGACCUUGGAUUGGAAAUGAUUGAACAACAUCAUUUACAAUCAACUUUUAACAUUUCCAAAUAUCUACCUAAGGAAAAGGGACAUGCUAUGAAAAUUUAUUGUAUUGAUUUGGGUUCUAGUUUUACAAAAGGUAACAAGUUUCAAAUUGAACAAGGUAAAAGGGUGAGAGCAUCUGUUUUAAAAUUUGGUCAUCGAGAAAAGAGUCAAUUUCUACCAACACGUACAUUUUACAAUUCAAUUACAGGUGAAAUUCAAAUGGGAAGUGAAUUGAAAGGUGAGAAAUGGGAAGAAUUGGAAAAUGUAAAAAAGAUAUUCAUGGUCAGUGAAUUGUUAGAAAUUAGUCUCAAUUCAAAGAAGAAAUUAAGAGUUUCCAAUGUUAUUUACUUGAUGAUUAAGGAUUUAAUUACUCAAUUAUUGACCACUAAAAAGGAUGAUCAAGCUUAUUUAGAGGGAGUUACAGCUUGGAUAUUUACAUGUCCAACAGGUACCUCUGAAUAUACUAAAUUAAUAUUUAGAAAUUGCAUUUAUCAUGCCUAUAAUAAGUUAAAAAUUAAUAUUGGUGAUGAUCAUCCAAUUACCAUUGAAGAUAUUUAUAUUAUGGAAGAGUAUGCAUUAUUACAAUAUUUUGCUAAUAAUCAACAAAGAUUAUCGACCAUGUUUGUUGAUUUGGGUCAUCUCACUUUGGAUGUUGUUGUAAUGGAAUUAAUACAGGGUGAAUAUAUGGUAACAUUUAAGAAUGGAGAAACUUGUGGAAUGUCAAUCAUUCAUCAACUAUUACACAGUAAGGGAAUGGAUGCAAAUGCCAUUAUGAAAGAUUUAUUUGAAAAUUAUUAUGAUUCUGAUGAGUUACCACCAUCUUUGAAGGCAAUUGAAGAGGAAAUUAAUGAGAAAUUGAAAUUGAUUACCAAACCGCUAUGUAUGAUGAUUUUACAAAAACAAGCUGAUUGUAUUCACUUCUCUGGUGCAAUUACAAGAGUUGCCUAUUUUCAAAGGAAACUCAGAGAAUAUGUUAGCCAAGAACGUAACAAAUCAAGUUAUUCAUUUAGUAAGAAACAUUUAAAAUUAAGUAAAUUAAUGAGAUUAAGAUCAAAUGAUUAUCAAUUUGUAUCAUUUAUUACUUCUAUAUUAGAAUAUGAUCCUAAAAAAAGAUUAACACCUGAAAAGGCAUUAUUUCAUCCUUUUUUAAAUUCUGUAUUUCCAUUUUCAUUAAAUAUGAUUUACAAUAUUAAUAAUAAUUUAAAUAAUAAUUUAAAUAAUAAUAAUAAUUUAAAUAAUUCUAUUGAUUCUCAAACUAUUAUUAUUAACAAUAAUAGACAAGAAGAAGAAGAGCAACAACAAUUAAUUUAUGAUAAUAUAAUAUUGGCAAUCUCCAAAACAUUCAUUAUCAUAUCAACAACAACAACCAUCAAUAACGACGACGAAUCAAACACAACUGCAGCAGCAACAACAACAACAACCCUAUCAUACAAUGUUCUCUUCUUCAACAAGUUCAAGUGA